Molecule: messenger RNA, 369 nt
Organism: Lactuca saligna
Lineage: Eukaryota; Viridiplantae; Streptophyta; Magnoliopsida; Asterales; Asteraceae
Source: the annotation of a GenBank genome assembly
AUGGAGGUUAACUUUGAAGUUCCUAAAGUUGAUGUGGAGGCUAACAUUGAAGUUCCUAAAGUUGAUGUGGAAGCUAACAUUGAAGUACCUGAAGUACAGGAUAACAUUGAAGUUCCCUUACUUCAAGAUAACAUUAAAGAAGAGGUUCAAGAUGAAGUGGAACAUGAAAUUCAAGUUAACAUUCAAGAAGAGGUUCAAGAUGAUGCUAAACAAAAAAUUCAAGACAAUGUAGAAAUUCAAGUUAGGAAGAGGAUAAGAAAAACUUUAGAAAGAAUUACAAAGAUUAUGCUAAGGAAGAACAUAGGGAGGAAAGAGGGAAACAGUAAUGAAGAUAAUUUCGUUUUCCAAAUUUCCAAUCUUCAAUGUUAG